GUCACAUACAGAUCCACGGAGUAUGAGAUGUCCGACCUCCCUUCUAAACAGGCCUGUGCUUAAAACGAGUGGUAAAAGGAAAAGAGGCAGCAGGCAAAUCGCAGGGCUGCGCAUAAGCAUUAGCCACUGUACCUGGGAAAGACUGAAGAACAAAACGCAGAGAAAGAAAGGAAGGGGGAAGACAAUAUAAAGAGAUUGUCAAAGAAUGGAAGCAGUGAAGAGACGUCCGAUCAUCGCUGGCAGAGAGAGAGGCCCAGGCCCUGGUCGCUAUGCUCUACCUCCAACGGUGGGCUACAUCAACCAUGACUUCACCAAGCCCAGUAGCCCCGCCUACUCCUUUCACAGCCGCCUGAGCAGCAGAAUGGUCUCUGUGGAUUCCAGUCCCGGACCACGGUACCAUGUCGAUGCCAAGAUGACUCGUUUUGGCCGCGACGGAACCCCUUCUUUCUCUAUGCUGGGCAGGGCAAGACACAUCGCUGAGCUUUUCCAGACUCCAGGUCCAGGUGCCUACAGCCCAGAAAACGCUCCUCCCUUCAACACUCAUCGCAGACCUCCCUCCUACACUAUUGGCUCUCGGACACGCUACCGUAUAGUGGAUGCUGUGCCUGCCCCCAACAGAUACACGCUCCCUAACCUGCUGGGUACCCAGGUGCCCCACAAGCCAUCCAGUGCCAGUUAUAGUCUGGCAGCGCGCAGGCAGGUAGGAGCUCCAUCAGAAGACCUUUCCAUGACCCCUGGACCAGGACGCUACAACAGCACUGACCCCAGUGUCUACCUCACACGACAGCCCUCUUUCUCUAUGCAGAGCCGGACCAGACGGCCCAGUGACCAAUCACAGAAGCCCGGGCCAGGGACCCACAGCCCAGAGAAGGUUCUGCUCCACCUUCCCAGACCUCCAUCUUACUCCCUGGGCAUCAGACACUCUGAGUUUGUAACUCCUCUAGUGGUGGAUGUUUUAGACUGAUAUGUUUUUGUUUCUUUUACA
Esox lucius (northern pike) is the source of this 985-nucleotide messenger RNA. RefSeq names its product outer dense fiber of sperm tails 3-like 2a (gene odf3l2a). The coding region runs from base 206 to 964 and encodes 252 amino acids. The transcript has 7 exons. Gene Ontology annotation, cellular component: cytoskeleton. NCBI's taxonomy places the organism in Eukaryota, Metazoa, Chordata, Actinopteri, Esociformes, Esocidae. The record is from RefSeq and is a predicted model, not a curated record.